GAAAGAAUUCCAGCCUCCAGGCCUGUAUUUCCGCAUUUUCCCUGCAAAACGGAGCCCUUUCCUGCGUAUACUCCAUGUAAAGUGACACCGGAGCCGUAGGAAGUUGUUAGAGGGGGUUUCAGAGUCCGUCCACCACGUCUACAAACUUCCCUUCUCAACUCCAGUGAUCGGUUUGAGGAAACUCUGCUGCAGCGCCCGAAAGCAGCAACGAGCCUUUGCAAAACACAAACGGAAGAUGAUACAGUUAUUGGUACAGAUGAUUCUGCUGGCUGUCCUAGUGACAUUCGUGGCGUGCAACCCGCAACCGUUACCGUUAGACGACAUCGUGAUAGAGAAGACGUUCACCCCGGAGCGCUGCGAUCGGAUGGUCAAGUCAGGAGACUUUGUUCGGUAUCAUUACAUCGGCAUGUUCCCUGAUGGAAAGAAGUUUGACUCUAGUUAUGACCGUGGCAACACUUAUAAUGUGUUUGUUGGUCAGAAGCAGUUGAUCGCUGGAAUGGACAAAGCUUUAGUGGGCAUGUGUGUUAAUGAACGAUGGAUGAUCAAAAUCCCUCCACAUCUUGCCUACGGAAAAGAUGGUUAUGGUGACAUCAUCCCCGCAGAUUCCAUCCUUCACUUUGAUGUGUUGAUGUUGGACAUUUGGAACAAAGAGGACAAGGUGCAGAUAAAGACCUACCACAAGCCAGAGAGCUGUGUCCGCACUGUACAAGUGUCUGAUUAUGUCCGUUACCACUACAAUGGUACUCUGCUCGAUGGCACGCUAUUCGACUCCAGUCACACACGUAUGCGCACCUAUGACACUUACGUGGGGAUUGGCUGGCUCAUUGCGGGAAUGGACCAGGGGCUUUUGGGAAUGUGUGUGGGAGAAAAACGCAUCAUCACCAUGCCACCUUUCCUUGGCUAUGGAGAGAAUGGGGAUGGAAGUGACAUCCCCGGUCAAGCCUCUCUGGUGUUUGAUGUGAUUCUGCUGGACCUUCAUAACCCCAAAGAUGAAAUCACAGUACAAGUGCAAAGCCUUCCAGAUCCCUGUCCACGCAAGAGUGAAGUAGGAGACUUCAUGCGUUACCAUUAUAAUGGAUCCCUGCUGGACGGCACAUUUUUUGACUCCAGUUAUUCAAGGAAUCGCACAUAUGACACUUACAUCGGUAAAGGCUAUGUGAUCGCAGGAAUGGACCAAGGACUCCUGGGGGUGUGUGUUGGAGAGCACAGGAGGAUUGUUAUCCCACCUCACCUGGCAUAUGGAGAAGAGGGAACAGGAACUAAGAUCCCUGGCUCAGCUGUGCUGGUAUUUGAUGUCCACAUUAUUGAUUUCCAUAAUCCAUCUGAUAUAGUUGAGGUCACCGGUGUGAAGCCAGAGAAUUGCACCCACAAUGCAAAACGUGGGGACUUUGUCAAAUACCACUACAACGCCACUCUCAUGGAUGGCACUCACAUCGGCUCCACGCACACCUUUGGUAAGACAUACGAUGUGGUUCUGGGGGCCGGACAGGUGGUCAUAGGCAUGGAACAAGGGCUUAUAGGAAUGUGUGUUGGAGAGAAGCGCAAGCUAGUCAUUCCACCUCACCUUGCCUACGGAGAGAGGGGAGUAGAUGGCGAGGUCCCUGGCAGUGCUGUGCUGGUGUUCGAUGUUGAGUUGGUGGACCUGGAGGACGGUCUUCCUGAAGGCUACAUGUUUGUGUGGAACGGCGAUGUCUCACCCAACCUAUUCAGUGAGAUGGACAAGAACAAAGACGCACAAGUGGACACUACAGAGUUUUCAGAUUACAUCCUGCAGCAGGUAGAAGAGGGCAAAGGUCGCCUGGCUCCAGGUUUUGAGCCGCAACGCAUCAUACAGAACAUGUACGAUAACCAGGAUCGCAACAAGGAUGGUAAAAUCACAGAAGAUGAGUUUAAACUCAAGGCAGAUGAAGCAGGCCCUCAUGAUGAGUUAUGAGGCUGGACUCAGGGAUUAAGGGUUUUGAUUGGUCGUCUUGUGGUUGAGUAUUAUUAAUGGGAAGGGCAUAAAGAUACUGAAUUUUUAAGUGGAGUGUAACUCAGUGAUAUUGUUUAUUUUAGAUGUUUGUCUGAGAGGUGUGUGCAUGUAUGAGUGUGCAUAACUGUGUUUAUAUAUGAUUUUUUUUUUUUGUACGGGUCUUUGAAUGUUUGUAGGAGUCUGGAGUGAUACAAAUGUGCAAAACAUUGCUUUGUAAAAAAAAAAUCCCUUAAAUAAACACAUUCCAAUCCCCAAAGUAGCAUUUCACUAUUUUAGUAAAUCAUAAUUUUAUUAGUACCUGGAAAACAUUGCUUUUCACAAGUUCUUCAACUUAAUCAAAGUCAAUAGAAGUUAGGUAAAGACUUAUAGCUUCCUCUUAAAAGGGAACAUCUGCAAAACAACAUUUGUUACAUAAUUUAAGGUUUUAGCUGGUGGACUGACAAAAUGCUGCAUGCUGAUAUUGAUGAACUUUUGAACUUUAAAUGUCUUCUUCAUGAUUGAGCAAGUCCAUUCUGACAUGUUUCUGAUAAUGUUCUUUCAGACUUAGCAAAUAGGAAUAGCACUGAAACAGUCACUACAUGGCUCAAUGAACAAUGUUUAAGUAUAAAACGAGUGUCUGUGUCUGUCUGUUUUUAUAAUCCUUUGAAUGCAUAUGACAGUGUGUCAAGUAGGUGUGGAAUGAUAGAGACUCCAAAGCGGCGGCAUUGACUGUAUUUUAAAAAGUGAGAAAUGCUAUUACUAUCACUACAUUACAUCAUAUACAGUCCACAUCGUCACACGCCAAAAUCCAUUUAAACGUGACUAAUAAAAAAAAGUAGUCAUAUGUGGCCCAAAAUACAUGAAAUUUUUUUUUUUAAAAGCGAUAAACCUGUAUGUUCAAAUACAUCCUGCUGACAAGAGGAAGAUUAAAUUUGGGUCUGUAAAGAAAUAUUCUACAUUGGGUAAACAAAAACUCAUCUUUUUAAUUAAAGUAAAACAAAUCUUUAAAAAAAAGCAUUAGAAAUGUGAUGUUAUUAAUGCAAAAGUUGUUGUUCUUGUGAAAUCAUUAACAAUAAAAAUUAAAUAUCAAAGAGUA
Molecule: messenger RNA, 3047 nt
Organism: Carassius gibelio (silver crucian carp)
Lineage: Eukaryota; Metazoa; Chordata; Actinopteri; Cypriniformes; Cyprinidae
Product: peptidyl-prolyl cis-trans isomerase FKBP9
Exons: 10
Coding region: 236-1933 (565 amino acids)
Molecular function (GO): peptidyl-prolyl cis-trans isomerase activity; calcium ion binding
Source: RefSeq, a predicted model, not a curated record